This is a messenger RNA of Populus trichocarpa (black cottonwood), 2070 nucleotides long. RefSeq lists its product as uncharacterized. Gene Ontology annotation, molecular function: oxidoreductase activity. The transcript has 8 exons. The record is from RefSeq and is a predicted model, not a curated record. The coding region runs from base 96 to 1601 and encodes 501 amino acids. Gene Ontology annotation, cellular component: cytoplasm. NCBI's taxonomy places the organism in Eukaryota, Viridiplantae, Streptophyta, Magnoliopsida, Malpighiales, Salicaceae.
AAGUACGGUUGUAACAGUUAACACCGUUUCCUUUUCCUUUUCCUUGUCGAGGUAACCGUUCUGUUUCAACUUCCAAUCGCGAAUCAAAGCCAAAAAUGGCUUCCGUUACGCUACACAUACAGUCACCACCACUCAACAACGACGUCGUUUCGCUUCCAAGGAAUCAUUUCCCUAUCGUCACCUUCAAAACAACCUUUUUUGGCUCCUCGUUGACCGCGAACGGGAAACCGCUUUCUCUACCAAAAACCUUUCGAACUCAACCCGUAAUCACUUCUUCUUCUUCUUCUUCUUCUUCUUCUUCUACUCACACGUUUGAUGUUGUAAUUAUUGGUGCUGGAAUCAUCUGGUUAACUAUUGCCCGGCAGUUCCUCAUCGGGUCGGACCUUUCCGUUGCUGUUGUUGAUAAGGACGUCCCUUGCUCUGGUGCUACUGGCGCUGUUACAGGGCAGGGAUACUUGUGGAUGGUGCACCAGGAACCAGAGAGUGACACAUGGGACCUCACAAUGAGAAGCUAUAAACUGUGGCAAAUGUUUGCAGAGAAGGUGCGUGCCCAAGGCCUGGAUCCGUUACAAGAAUUAGGUUGGAAACGGACUGGAAGUUUGUUGGUAGGCAGAACUGCCAAAGAGGCAGCAACGUUGAAAAAGAAAGUGAAGAGAUUAUCUGAAGCUGGAUUGAGAGCAAAGUACUUAACAAGUGAUGCUUUGCGAUUAAAGGAACCUGAGCUUGAGGUCGGUAAAGAUGGUGGGGCUGCGUUUCUACCCGAUGAUUGUCAAUUGGACGCUCAACGUGCUGUUGCAUUCAUUCAAAAGGCUAAUAGGCAUUUUUCUAUAAAAGGGAGAUAUGCGGAGUUCUUUCAUGAUCCUGUGACAGGUUUAUUGAGAUCUGAUAGCAGCAGUGAGGUUGAAGGUGUUCGGACUUUCAAGAAUACAUUGUACAGUAAGAAGGCUGUUAUAGUGGCAGCUGGUUGUUGGAGCGGGUCUUUGGCACAUGACUUGUUUAGAGAAUCAGAUAUUUUGUUGAAUGUCCCUGUUAAGCCUCGGAAGGGUCACUUGGUUGUCCUUGAGAACUUUAGUUCCUUUAGAUUGGACCAUGGCCUGAUGGAGAUGGGUUAUGUUGAUCAUCUACAUGAUGCUUUAGAUCGCAAAAGUUCACAUUCAGUAAAAGUUGAGGAAGGGCAAACCCCGUCUGUCUCGAUGACGGCCACGAUGGACACAAUGGGAAACCUUGUUCUUGGGAGCAGCCGUCAGUUUACUGGGUAUAGCACUAAAGUGGAUGAGUCCAUUAUUAAUCAUAUAUGGAAGAGGGCUGGAGAGUUCUUUCCCAAACUAAAAGAGCUGCCCCUUGAAGAUUUCACUUUGGAUAGAAAAGUGAGAAUAGGAUUACGCCCUUAUAUGCCUGAUGGGAAGCCAGUGAUUGGGCCUGUGCCUGGUUUGAUGAAUGUGAUCAUCGCAACUGGGCAUGAAGGAGGAGGACUUUCUAUGGUAAUAUCUGUAUCCCUCUUUUCCACUGAAGAAAAGUGGUUAGGUGUUUUUCCUUUCUUAUUCUUUUUUUCCCCUUCUAAAAAUAAAUUCAGGCUUUUAAGUUUGACCAUAUUGUUCUAGUUUUAAACUAAACUUGAUUAGUGACAACUUAUGUUCCCUGCCUGUAUUUGGAAAUUAGCUUCGCAGUUAUUUUUUAUCCUUUUGACCGCUGAUAAAUCUCUGCUGAACAAAGGAAUCGCUCAUCAUUUUUUUUUCUUCGAUUUGGAGGCUUUGGGUACUGCUGAAAUGGUUGCUGAUAUGGUGUUGGGCAAUCUUGGAAUUGUUGAUUUGGCAGCAUUUGCACUUCAGGGUCGAUGUUGCUAAUAAAUACCCGUGUUUUUUUACAAGAUGGAAGAUGGAAUGGUUGCAUGAUUGGCCGGUAUUUAAUGGUCUGCUGGUUUUCUGGGACAUCUCAAGGUCAUAGGAAAUAGUGCUGAAUUUUGGUAGCUGCUGGCAUAUUUUGUAUGCCUUCCGUAUAUCUGCUUCUUUAAUUUAUAUCUGUAUUUACUGAACCAUUAGUUUUAUCUUCUAGUUCUUUUUUUUUUCUUCC